Schistocerca nitens (vagrant locust) is the source of this 6387-nucleotide messenger RNA. It is a transcript of the gene Mocs1, whose product is annotated as molybdenum cofactor biosynthesis protein 1. Gene Ontology annotation, biological process: Mo-molybdopterin cofactor biosynthetic process. The record is from RefSeq and is a predicted model, not a curated record. The transcript is spliced from 8 exons. NCBI's taxonomy places the organism in Eukaryota, Metazoa, Arthropoda, Insecta, Orthoptera, Acrididae. Gene Ontology annotation, molecular function: GTP 3',8'-cyclase activity; metal ion binding; 4 iron, 4 sulfur cluster binding. Bases 440 to 2275 code for a protein of 611 amino acids.
CCAAGUUUACGUAAAGAGGGAGAGGAGAUGAUAAGGCAGAGAACGAAAAGGGGGAACGACAAGCGCUGCAGAGAGAGUCUGCGUGCGACCAUGAAAAGCCUGGGAAGAAUAGAGACUAAUUGGGAGAGCGACGCUGUUGCAUAUGCACAACACGUCUGCUAUUACUGCACAACUCGAAUAACAGACCCACCGACUUCCCACGCGCCGUGAGAAAACAUUUCUUUACGUGUCGUCUAUCGUGUGUCUCGUGUACGACUACCUACUGACGCUCUCAAAGUUUAAUCCUUUCUAAUCGUCGAGAUUAAAUUGGUGUUUUUCUUCGUCUGCAGUCCAAGAUAAAUGUACUCCUUUGUAUGAGUGUAUUCAUGCAAGUGAUCUCCCGACUUCUGUUCAGAAGUCUCGCUGCCUGUUACGAAACAAACGCAUAGAAUUUCCUGUGAUGUUACUGCGUAUGCUGAAGCGCACAACAUGCGUGUCCAGGAGUCUGUUUACAGAUGCCAACAACUCGCAAAUUUCUGCUGUCGGUGCCUUAGUGAAAGAGAAAGCGAGCGUUGAGGAACAAAACAUACUGACAGAUACUUUUGGGCGAUAUCACACAUAUUUACGGAUAUCACUGACAGAAAGAUGCAAUUUGAGAUGUCAGUAUUGCAUGCCGGAGGAAGGUGUCACUUUAACAAAGAAAGAAAAGUUGCUGACUACGGAUGAGAUCGUCUACCUGGCUGAACUCUUCGUUAAACAAGGAGUUAGGAAAAUAAGACUGACUGGUGGUGAACCUACUGUCCGGAGGGACAUUGUAGACAUUGUCGGUGCCUUGAAGAAAAUAAAAGAUCUCGAAAGUGUCUUAAUGACAACCAAUGGCCUCAUGUUGACAAGACAGCUGGUUGCCUUGCAGAGGGCAGGGCUUGACGGUCUGAACAUCAGCUUAGACACCCUGCAGUCCCAACGCUACAACCAGAUCACGAGGAGGAAAGGCUGGGAGCGUGUCAUGGCUGGCAUAGAUCUAGCGUUGCAACUUGAAUACGACCCUGUGAAGAUAAAUUGUGUUGUAAUGCGAGGUUUUAAUGAAGAUGAAGUGUGCAGUUUUGUGGAGUUAACAAAAGAGAAAAAUGUUGAUGUAAGAUUUAUUGAGUACAUGCCUUUUAGCGGCAACAAAUGGAAUGAUGGGAAGAUGGUCUCAUUUAGUGAAAUGCUCCAAAUAAUUAGAAAGCAGUGGCCUGAUUUUGAACCUCUUCCCAAUGGGCCCAAUGAUACCUCAAAGGCAUACCAUGUCCCGGGCUUCAAGGGACGUGUGGGAUUUAUUACCUCAAUGAGUGAACACUUCUGUGGCACGUGCAACCGUUUACGGAUAACAGCUGAUGGCAAUUUGAAGGUGUGUCUCUUUGGGAAUUCAGAGAUAUCUCUCAGAGAUGCAAUACGAAGCAAAUGCAGUGAGGAUGACUUGCUUGCCAUGAUUGGGGCAGCAGUGAGAAGAAAGAAGAAACAACAUGCAGGUGGCACUGAACUUGAUGGCUGCAGUGACGUCGUGAAGGCACAAAGUCGGAAGUUGUUAAACCUUCAGAAACAAGAUUUUCAAAAGUACUUCUUCUCAGAUACCAAUAUUCUGCCCCUGUUUGUGUCGGAUACACAGAUGUCUCAGUUGUUAUCACAUAAUUUGAGUGUAGUGACUGAAUCUAGAAAACAGUUUCUUUUGCUUCCCUGUACCUCAAGCAUUAUGUGCAGUGCAGGACUUCUAACAAGACAAAUUCACAGAGCACAGCCCUCUGUCUUCUCUCGCUGUUUCUGCAGUUCGGGAGCACAGUUCGGAAGUCUGACUCAUGUUGACCAGACUGGCAGGGCGAAAAUGGUCGACGUGGGUUCGAAGCCGGUGACAGAACGGACUGCUACGGCACGAGCAAAGGUUUUUGUGGGACCCGAACUGAUGAAACUCGUACGAGAAAAUGGCCUGAAGAAAGGUGACGUACUUAGCGUUGCUCGCCUGGCAGGAAUUGUGGGGGCCAAACAGACGUCCAGCCUUAUCCCUCUGUGUCAUAACAUAUCUUUAUCCUCUGUGGCUGUGGACAUUGAACUGGACUCUGCUCUCAACUGUGUGAUUAUAACUGGCACGGCAAAGUGUAGAGGGCAGACGGGCGUGGAGAUGGAAGCUCUCACUGCUGUAUCGGUGUCCGCCUUAACAGUGUACGAUAUGUGCAAAGCUGUGAGUCAUGACAUUGUGAUAUCUGAAAUAAUGCUUCUGGCCAAAAGUGGGGGAACUAGAGGAGACUUCCACCGGACAUAAGCAUCUGUGUGGGUCAGUGAAAUAAAUUAAUUAUACCUGGUGUGAUGUAGGCAAAUUUCAAAGUCUGUUCGUAGUUAUCAUAAAUUAUAUACACAUCGAAUUGGCCUGAAUAUAAGUUGCACCUUUAAUUUCGAUAAAGAGACCAAAAUUAAUGAAAAAUAAUCUGUCAUGUUACCCAUUUACAAAAGCUUUUCAAAAUGUGAUUACCCUUAACCACUUUUUUUGUAUUACACUGUGGAUAAAUUACACAUAAAAACAAAGCUUUCAAUUGCAGUUUUCAUGUAAGACACUGUUGACUUCACUACCAGUCAUUGUUUCGUCAUUGUCAGUAUUUUUGUCACUCUCCUCCCGAAGUACAGUGCCGUCGCUACAAUCCCGGGCAUUGCAUGUGCAGCAUUUCUUGAACCGUACCUUUAAAAAGCACAUCUGUUAGAUGAAUAACUGUGGGUUUGAAAUUUGCAUCGUAACUGUACCGAAUUCGAAAAUUUUCUCUCAAUGUUGUGCUUCAUUGGUGAAGAAUAAAUUUUAUUCUUUAGUUAGCGAAAAACUGUGCCUGGCCCAUUGUCUAAAAUAGUGAAACUGUGAGAAUGGUAAUACAGAAAAUGUAGACUCUCUUUGAUAGUCAAUAUUGAUGGAACAAAAUGGCAUAGUGUCAAAAUUUUUCGAAGUGACACCCGUUAGUAGCCAAGCAACAUCGAUGCUGAUGAAUUGUUGACUGAAGUACAGCUGUCAGUGUUGCCGGUGUGGUAGCUGCACAGGAUGCCUUGAUGGUUUCUCAUAUCUCAUUCAGUGUAGCUGGGUUCUGUUGGUAAACUUCGUUUGUCGAGAUCCCCCAUUGGAGAAGUCGAGAAUUGUAAGGUCUGGAGACCUUGUUGGGCACUUGACAGCUCCUCUUCGACUUAUCCAUCGUCCGUGUAGAUUUUCAUCUAAGUAGGAUCUGACAUCUCUGUGGUGGUGAGGCGGAGUGCAGUCUUGUAGGUAAAAAUCUUUUAUUUCCAAACACCUCUUGGAUGGCUAAUAAAAUCAAUGUUUGCAGCAUAUGAUACACCUCACCAGUUAUGUACCUUCAAAGAAGAAUGGGUCAGAGAAACAAUGCUAUGACGGACCACACCACACAUUAACACCAAGUGAAGUAACACGUUUGUCCACGUGAACAUGAGGAUUUUCAGCAGCCCAGUACACACAGCUAUGGCAGUUUACAAUACCGUUCAGGUUGAAUUGCGCCUCAUGAGGCCAGAUAACCUUCCCUGCAAACCAUUCAUCUUCGUGAAGCAUGCCUUCAAACCACUCGUAGUGCUCCAUCCUUCGAUUCGGGUUGUCCUCAUUCAUAGUGUGAAACAAUCUUGGAAUGUACACUUUCCACUUUGCAGCCUUCAGAAUUUAUCACGCACUUGAUCGGCUUACCCCACUUCCCCAUACACCCUGCUUCACAGAUUUUUGAGAUGAUCUAGAAAAAUGUUGCAAUACAGCAGUGCUGGAACCUGGAGGUUGAUGUUCUCGUUCGGCUUAAAAUUUAUCCCAAAUACAAUAAAUUGUUGUAUAUGUUGGUGGCUGAGAUCCAUACACAUUAUGCCAUUGUACCUCCAUCGUGUUUUCGUACUUACAGUACCACUUCAGUACAGCCUUGCAUUGCCCAAACAAUAGUUGUACUUCAUUCAGUGCUGCAUUGUCAUCUGCUGGAAACCCACGUGACAAGAUCUGUCAGGAAAACAGUGGAUUAUGCUACCACUCAAAAUUGCAGCCAUAUAACACUUUGUUCCAAAGGUAAUAACUAUCAGAGAAUGUCUACAUUUUUCUGGAUCCGUCUGUAGUCACUACCUAAAUGGGAUAUUAACAAAGAGAAUGUUUGCAUUGCUACCUCAUACACAACAGUUGAUUUACAAACUGUAGUGAUAUUUUUGUUUCAUUUCAAACUUAAGAAGAAGCACUACAGUUGAGGUUUCUAUGAUUCACAAAAGUCCCAGUUUUUAUGAGGUGUGCAGUAUACUCUAAUUUUUUUGGACAUUUUUUUUUUUUAGAAAUGGUGUAGCUUAUAUUCAGGCCAGUAUGGUACCUGUUUCCAUCCUGCUUUAAGUCUUAAUUCAAAAUAUUUAUCUUUCUUUUUCCAAUACCUGAUCAAUUUGAGAGAGAUAUUUAAAACAAAAAAUAAGCCCUAUCAAGUACGUUAAUUUGCUACUGUCAAAACUUUUUCUCGUGUAUGUUCUCUACAAUUUUGAUAUGACACCACCUCCACUCUUCUCUUGUUGCCAGUAAAGAGUGAGUAAGUACAUCAUUAGACACUCUCUCUCUCUCUCUCUCUCUCUCUCUCUCUCUCUCUCUCUCUCUCUUUCUUUCUGUGCCCUCCCCCAGCUGUGUGGUAAUGUCCUCUGUGUUGCUCUGUUGUUUCAAUUUUUGAUGGUCCUGUGCUGUGAUAAGUUAAGGUGAAGUGUUCAUUCUUAAAUAAAUAGUGUAUAUCAGCUCUUUUCUCCUAGGAUCAGGUUGUCAUUGCUGUGUUCAUUGAUGUAAAAAUGACACUUUUUUUAACAGUUCCUAAAAGGUGCACCACUUCAUUGACACUUUUGCUCAGGUGUAGGGCAUAUCGGCCAGACUCAUUUAAAUGUUUCAGCAUUACACUGUAUGGUAUCCUCUUUUUUAAAGGCCUAUUAUCUUUCUUGUGUGUGACUUGUCCAGAGAUUGAAAAUGUAUUUUUUUGUAAGCUACCAAUCCAGAACAGGUUCUGCCAAUUUAAUUCUUCAGGUUUUUCCAGAAGUUUGCUGAAAUUCCCAAGUUGUCCUUUGCACAGUCAGACAUCAUUGUCUUCCUUGCAUAUUUCGAUGACAUUAGUUGUUGCGUUUAUAAAGUGCUACUUGAGACUGACCGUCAGAUGGAGCAGGUCUGUAAUUUGUUCCCUCUGCCUUACUGCUUCAUCUGCAAUCUGCUCUGACCGACACCAUCCUCGGGUAUCCGUGUUGCGUGAUAUUCGAGUGCCAUCUACACUCACGGGCACGAUCCUCGUGUGUUAUGUUUACAGUCCAAGCUGGCUGGUAGAAUUCUGUUUGCGGGCUGUCCCCGUUUGGGGACAAGGAUCGGUAGGGCAUGAAACCCUAAUCUUUCAUCUUUCAGUUAACUCAAAUGUCGAGUGUCACUUUUUUCAUGUACUGCGGUUACAAAGAUAAGAAAAUACAAAAUGAAUAUUUCUCAACAUAGUCAUGUUUCUCAGAUCAGUACACUGCAAUGUAAAUAUUCCAUUAAAAGAAUAUAUUUUUGAUUGUUUCUUCAGUCAAAGAUGCAUUGCUUUUUUGACUUAAUAAUGAAUGUCAGAUCAUUGUCCCUCAAACAAUCCUGCAGGGGUUUGACAACAUGAGACCAUGGCUUUAUGGAGGAUCACCUAGAAUUAGCUGCCCUCUUUUCUGACAUGAUUUUAAAUCAAUGCUAUCAUCAUUGUUUCUUUUGCUUACGGUUUUGAGUCUAGGAAUGUUGAAACAAUCAGCAGUUUAUUUAUUUCUUUCGUGAUCUCUUUUCUCCUUCCUAUCCCCCUUUCUUCUUUCAUUUGGUAGCCUCAAGCAAUUGAAUAUUUCUACUUUUGUUUGUAUUUAUUAAUCUGUUUGUGCCUCUAACUCUUAAAAGAAUUCAUUAUGACACUAAUACUCUGAAGCAGCAAAUUUGGGGAAAAAGCUGCAUUCAUUUCUGCUGUUGUAAAAUGGAGGAAUUGGUUGUAGUUGGAAAAAAAAUCUGCCUUUUACAGCUGCUGAUUUUUGUCAUUCAUUUUACGUAGCCCACCCAUGAUCUACAAUCAAGUCUUCCUUUUUAUUUUUUAUAAGAAUGUUGAAAUAUAGAUGAUUGUUAUGCAUCUUUGCAGCAGCUAAACUUGAAUAUUGUACUUAAAAAUGUUAUUUGUUGUCUUUUUUAAAUUAAAUUGUUAUGUUUAAGAAGUGAAUUAAAUAAUUGUUAUCUGUGACAUAAUUUUGUAGCAGCUAAAAUUAAAUGCUGGUCUUCAAUAUUUUAAUUGUUAUAGUUUGGGGUAUGAUUGUUGUACUUAGUGCACAAAGCACACAUUCAUUUUCUAUGUUGUUACAGUAAUUUGGAGUUUAUUUUGUACAUCAUCUGGUGUAAAUUAUAAGGAAUUUAAUAAA